GUCGACCGGCGUCCCCUGACAGCUGGUGCCGCUAUACCCGGCGAUUAGAUGAGCGUAUCCGUUCUUACCAAAAAUAAAAAUUUUAUGAAUCUGUUCAUUGAGACGACGGCAGUUUCCAAAUCUUUUUAAAUAGUAGAUAAGUUCGGGAUUCGGCCAUGGAAGACCAGAGACCGAAGGCAUCGUGAACACCCAUGGCACCGCACCUCUGAGAAGAAAUCUGCGAACGGUACCCGAAAAGAAGGCUUUUUGAACAGAGUUAACGCCAUUUUGGAGGGAGAUCACGGAAACAGGGGAAGUCGUCGCGAGGAAGGCAUGGCAUUCUAUACUGCGCCAUCUGUUCUCCUCUUCCUCUCUCUCUCCUUCCUUUUCGCUAUUUCAGCGACUCAUUCGGCACCCGUAUCAGGUGGAGGGAGAGAAGAUGUUUUGGUUCCAUUCAGAAGGUCCGUUGUCGAGGGGCAAUCACCUGCCAGGCUUUUGGUGGAGAACAACUCUUUUGUCUUGGCGGCAGAGAGGACACAAAGGAGAGACCCUUUGAACGGCUUCAAAAGUUACAACGGGGGUUGGAAUAUCAGUAAUCGGCAUUAUUGGGCUUCUGUUGGUUUGACUGCUGCUCCUUUCUUUUCGAUUGCUGCUGUAUGGUUCUUGGGCUUUGGGUUGGUCAUGGUUUUCAUCUGUUGCUGUUACUGCUGCUGCCCACGCCGUAGUUACUCAUAUUCACGCAUAGCUUAUGCUCUUUCUCUUGUAUUGCUCAUUCUCUUCACCUGUGUCGCAAUCAUUGGAUGCUUUCUUUUAUACAAGGGACAAGGGAAAUUUCACAGUAGCACUUCGACUACAUUGGAUUUUGUUGUGGGCCAAGCAAAUAUCACGGUGGCCAAUCUUCGGAAUUUCUCAGAUAAUUUGGCUGAUGCUAAGAAGAUUGGGGUGGGUCAGAUUGCUCUUCCUCCUCCUGUCCUGGAUAAGAUUGAUGGGCUCAUGGUGAAGCUUAACACGUCCAUGAAUUACCUUGUUUCUCAUACAUCUGACAAUUCCAAGAAGAUUCAAGAUGCGGUGGACUCUGUGCGGUUGUUUUUAAUCAUAGUUGCAGCUGCAAUGCUCCUAUUGGCAUUUCUUGGAUUCUUGUUCUCUGUACUUGGCAUGCAAUUCCUUGUCUAUUUCUUAGUGCCUGUUGGAUGGAUUCUCAUUGCUGGAACCUUUAUCCUGUGUGGUGUAUUCCUUCUCUUGCAUAAUGUGGUCACAGACACAUGCGUUGCGAUGGAUGAAUGGGUCCUUCACCCUCAGGAGCAUACAGCUUUGGAUGAUAUCCUUCCCUGUGUGGAUGGUGCCACUACCAAUGAAUCUCUGUAUCAAAGCAAGGAAGUUACUUACCAGGUGGUGACUGUUGUCAAUCAGGUCAUCAUGAACAUCUCCAAUGUGAACUACCCCAGUAGUGUCGGGCCUGUAUAUUAUAACCAGUCUGGACCCUUGAUGCCCAUACUCUGCAAUCCAUACAGAUCGGACUUUAGCAGCCGCACAUGCAUCACUGGAGAAGUCAGACUGGAAGAUGCAUCGCAGGUUUGGCAGGGCUAUGUAUGCAAUGUCUCUAAUGCAUCUGGGUCUGAGAUAUGUACUACUGUGGGUCGCAUUACUCCGAGCAUGUAUGCCCGGAUGACAGGGGCAGUGAAUGUGAGCUAUGGCAUGUAUCAUUAUGGACCAUUCCUUGCUCAACUAGCAGAUUGCUCCUUUGUUCGGCAGACAUUUAGAUCGAUAAGUCAAAACAACUGCCCUGGCCUCGGACGAAACAGCAAGCACAUCUAUGUAGGCUUGAUGAUGGUCUCAGCUGCUGUGAUGCUGUCUUUGAUCUUCUGGGUCAUCUAUGCUCGGGAGAGGAGGCAUCGCAAGUAUAACAAGCAAUUCAUUGUUCGAUCGGCUCCUACACCUCUUCAAGAGAAAGCACUCUUAAGUAGUCCAAGAUCAUGAUCUUUAUGCUCAGCUGUUUAGAUGAUGAAGAUGAUAGAUUUUACCUGAUGUUUCUUCUGAUGUUCUCUGGGUUGUUCUUAUAUUCUGAAAAUAUUUAUGGGAUGAUGUUGAUUAUUUAGAUCUAAUAAAGUUUAUUGAUGUUUAUA
Molecule: messenger RNA, 2102 nt
Organism: Elaeis guineensis (African oil palm)
Lineage: Eukaryota; Viridiplantae; Streptophyta; Magnoliopsida; Arecales; Arecaceae
Cellular component (GO): plasmodesma; plasma membrane
Source: RefSeq, a predicted model, not a curated record